Messenger RNA from Monodelphis domestica (gray short-tailed opossum), 6167 nucleotides. The record is from RefSeq and is a predicted model, not a curated record. Lineage: Eukaryota; Metazoa; Chordata; Mammalia; Didelphimorphia; Didelphidae.
AAAUACUCGCCUGCGGUGAUUGGAAAUGGCGAGGUAGGAUUUUCGUUUACGGAAGUGACGUUAGUCGCUGUGGGCUAAGACCCGGAACCGGCGGCGUAGGAGUCGGUGACGAGUGCCGCUGCGGAUUCCGCUUCGCCCCGGGCCUCCGUCAGCUAUGAGCUGCACCAUCGAGAAGAUCCUGACCGAUGCGAAGACGCUGCUGGAGCGGCUGCGAGAGCACGACGCCGCCGCGGAGUCUUUGGUGGAUCAGUCAACUGCCCUGCACCGGCGGGUGGCUGCGAUGAGGGAGGCGGGCGCUGUUCUGCCCGACCAGGUCAGGCGGGGCCGUGCGGGGCGCCCUAGGCCCGGGGGCGAGUAUCAAGAGGAUGCCGUGGACCUGAAGGACGUGUCCAAAUACAAACCGCACAUCCUACUGUCUCAAGAGAACACGCAGAUUAGAGACUUGCAGCAGGAGAACCGAGAGUUAUGGAUUUCCUUGGAGGAACACCAGGAUGCUUUGGAACUCAUCAUGAGCAAGUACAGGAAACAAAUGCUACAAUUAAUGAUUGCUAAAAAAGCAGAGGAUGCUGAACCAGUCUUGAAAGCUCACCAAUCACACUCUUUAGAAAUUGAAAGUCAGAUUGAUAGAAUCUGUGAAAUGGGAGAAGUGAUGAGGAAAGCUGUUCAGGUGGAUGAUGACCAGUUUUGUAAGAUUCGGGAAAAAUUAGCACAACUAGAGGUAAGAAUAUUAUUUUUGUUAUUGGAAAAGUAUGUCAUCUUUCAGACAUAUCACCUUAGUGAUAAUCUCUCUGGAGAUGACUUUCAAAUCUAUAUAUCCAACCCUGAACUCUUAUCUGAACUCUAACCCUAUAUUACUAACUUCCUGUUGGAUGUCUCCACCUGGUUGUCCUUUGGGCAUCUCAAAUUUAACAUGUCUAACUCUUUUCCCAAAAAAUCCAUUCCUCCACCAAACUACCUGGUUUCUGAUGAGGUUACUACUAUCCUUUCUGUUAUUUAUCAUGUUCUUAAUUUUGGAGAAAAUGACUUGACUUCUCUGAAGAAAUCCAGUUGUUUGUCAAGUCUUGUUGAUUCUCCUUGCCUCUUUUUACCAUCUCUUCCCUAUUAUUAAUUGAGGAUUCGUGAUAGCCAAACAUUGUAAUAUCUCUUGCAUCUAUCCCCAUUUUUCCCUCUCAUAUACUAUUAUAAUAACUUCCUAAUUAAUAACUCUAACUCCAGGCUAUGUUCUUACUAAUCAGUCUCCACAUAGGCCUUACUCAAAAAUCUGUAAUGGCUCCCUAUUUCCUCCUACACAUGCUCUUCUUUUUGGCAUUUAAAGAAUUUUAUAGCUAGCAUUCACUACUUUUCCAAUUUUAUUUCACACUCUGUUACCAUCAGGCUAGCCUUCUAGCUGUUCCUUGUAUUCCAACUCCUGCAAAUGAUCCCCUCUCAUCUGGAAUAUAUUCCUUCUUCAUCUUGAUCUCAAUCCCUAUCUUCUAUCAAAGCUCAAAUUGUUACCUUCAUGAGUAAUUUCCUAAUCACAUUUGUAAUUGGCACUCUCUCUUGAAAAUGCUUUGUAUUUUCAAUUACAAAUUUUGAAUCUCUAAUGGAAUGUAAAUUCCUUGAGGGCAAGGAUUGUUUCAUUUUUAUCUUUGUAUCAGCAGUACUUUCCAUAUAGUAGGCAUUUAAAAUGAAUGAAAUUGAAUUAUUUUCAGAUUAAAACAUUCCCCUUACUCCUUACCUAUAGAGGUAAGACUUAGAGAGUUACUUUAAGUUUUUCUCUGAGAUCUCAUUAUAUUCAUUCAAGAAGUAUUUUUUUUAUAUAUUCUAUAGACUAUUCAGUGUUGGACCAUGGAAAGUAUUCAGUAAAUCUUUGACUGAUUACAAAGCUAGAAGAGUGUUAAAAAAUAUAUUCUUGUUUUUGAGGAAUCAAUCAUUUUAGUUGGGAAAGCUAAUACAUUGGCACUUGUGAAUUUUAAAACUACUCCACCCUACUCAGGCUGUUAGAAGAUCUGAUUUAGCUAUUUCCUGAUUAGUAACAAUGGAGAUACUUGGUUUAACAGAAUCAAGUCUUGGGAACUAUACAUUUCUCCACCCUACUCAGUUUAACAAAGUCAGGAUGCCUGCACCAUACUCAAAGAUUUAAUUAUCUGAGGAAAUGGUCUUCAACAGACACGUGCAGAAAAAGUGGACAGACUCCUGGGCUGUCCUAAGUCAAGCUAAGCUAUCAUUGGUACAGAUGAGAUGCAGGAAAGUGAUGUAAAACUGUCUAUAUAAGUCACUUGCUCUCUCUCUUUCUUUCCCUGGAGAAGUGACUCUGGCUUGCAUCGUGCUAAGCAUUCCGACAUCUUGGUGUGGUGGCAGCUAUUGUCUGGGUUUGGUGGUGAGUUUGCCCUUGAGCUGAUUCAGGUUCAGGCAUUUUGGCUGAGCCCUUUGGAGUUCUGGUUGAUUCUUUCCUCCUUACUCUUCAAAACACCUUAUCUUCCUAGAGCCUCUGGUCUUCCUCCUGGCACUAGCCAGGCGGGAGAAAAUCCUACACCUUUUUCCUUCUUCCUUCUUCUUAAUUUCUUUCCACUAUAUCAAUUAAAUCACCAUAAAUUUUCCAGCUGACUUGGUUAUAUUUUUUUAAUAUUUGGGAUAUCCAUGGCAACCAAAUAAUUAACAUAAUUAACAACACUAAAAUUAUCCUUACACACUUCAGGAUAAUAUUUGUCAUGGAGUAGAAUAUAGUAUAAGCUAGUUCCCUUUUUUUGCAGGUAAAAGUAAAAUUUAAAAUUUGUGAUCUUGACUGAGCAUGGAAAUAUUUCAUUCUAGAUGUAGAAAAGCAUGCUGUGGAACUCAUGAACAAGUACAGGAAACAUGCUACAAUUAAUGAUGCUAGAAAUAGAAAGUAAAAAGAAUUUAAUCUUGUCUUUCUAUUUUUCUUUUAAAAACAUACUAUUGAUAUUCUUUUUUAUAUUAUUGAUAUUUUUCAACAUGUUCCUUCCCCCCCUCCCAAAAUCAAUGUUCAUAACAACGAAUUUUUUUUUAAAGGAAAAAAAAAAGCCUUCCAAAACUGACCAUCCUAUCAAAAAAAGUCUGACAUUAUAUAUAUAGAAUUCUAGACCCACUGUCUUCCUCCUCAUUAAAAACUGCUUUUGGGUUAUAAUUAGAUAAUAUAAUUUGGCAACAGAGGCAGCAUUCAGUUUCAUUUUUUUAAUGUUCUUGUAACUUAAACUUUCCUCUUACCAAAAAAAAAAGGCAUUUUUAUACACAUGACAAAACAGAAGGAGACUGCUUUAUGAAAGGGUAACCUAAUUUCAUACCAUUUGCUAAAAUAGCUUCUAACAAGUUCUGUCCCAUACUUUAAAAUAUAUCCUAGUUCUCCUUUUCUUUGGAAUUUCUUUGUAAUCUCUUGUUAAUGCAUGAGGUAUUUGAAAAGUUACUCUAUUUAAAUGUUGGUAAACCAUUGGAUAGUUUUUUUUCUCUUAAGAAAAAAAGACACUACUCAGAUUUUUACUUUAUUUACUGUCACUUUUGAGCCCUGCUACACUUUUAUUCAAAUACAAACUUGUUGAUAUAAGCAACAUCCUUUGAAAUCUAAAAUAAAAAAGAUAGGGGAAAAAAACUCCUUUCAAAUCCUUGCCCCAUUCCCAUCAUUGAUCUCUAACUUGUAGUGCUCUCAUCAUCACCUCUUUUAUUCCUGUUCACAUAUUUCUUAAUGGAGCUAGACAAGAAUCAACACUGUGCUGACUGGGUCCACUACAAAUACAUGUUAUUGGUUCUUAACUGUGCUCUCUAUAGCAAGAUAAUCCUUUUACACUUCCCUACUUGAUGCACUGUCCCACUCACCACCAUGGUGUUUCCAAAUCUUUUCUUCCUUCCUCAGACCUCCAAUAGGAUCCAAUUCUCCCUUUUCUAGACUGAGAAUCUUGUCUCAUAUUUCUCCAAAAAAAAAAUUGAGGCUAUUCACUCAGAGCUCCUCCUUUCUGACUCACCUGACAUCACUCAGUUAUAUUCCCCUACCCUCUCCUCCUUCAUGCAUCUAGAAUAAAGGCUUAGAACCAAGACAAAUCCCUUUAUGUGUGUCCUUGAUCCCCUUGAUUCCCUUCUCAUCUUCCUCAGUAGAUUGCUUUUUGUAGUAUCUCCACUUUCUAAUCUUGAAUCUCUCCCAGUUUAAUUGGCCUUGCUGCCCACAAACAUGUCCAGGUCUCUUUUAUCCUUUUUUAUCCUACUAUUCCUGCUAGCUAUCUUCCUAUCUAUUUCUCUUUCCUUAUGGGCUAAGUUCCUUGAGAAAGCUAUCUACAGAGGCAGAGACAAUAGCAGAGUAGAGGCAGCAUUCAAAAUGAACUCUCCCAACAUUCCCCUCCAAAUUACUCUAAAAUAAUGUAUCAAAUCAAAUUCUAAAUGGCACAGCCAGCCAAAAGGUCAGUGCAGCCUAAGACAAAUAGAUUACAGGGAACUCCUGUGAAGGCAUUGGGUACAGAAUUAGGGGCUGUUUAGCAACCCCAUUGCCUAUUAUCUGAUUUUAGUUCAAAGUUCUGAGGGUGGACAGGAGAACUUUCAGUUGGAAGAGAGCAGGGGUCCUUGUUGCAAUUCCAGAGAAGAGAGGAGUGCUAAUACAAAUAAAUAAAAUGAUGAAAAAAGAAUUAACAGCUUGGUAAAAAUGCCACAAAAAAUAAUACUGAAGAAAAUACCUUAAAAAGCAGAACUAGCUAACUGGAAAAAGGCAGAAAAGCUCACUGAAGAAAAUAGUAACUUAAAAAUUAGAAUGGUAAAGUGGAAGCUAAUGACUCCACGAGACAUUAAAGAACAAACUAAAGCUAUCUACACUCAUUGCCUCCACUUCCUUUCCCCUUACUCCCUCUAUAAUCUUGAUUCCCAAUUCAUCAUUCAACUGAAAUUGUUCCCUACAAAGUUACCAAUGAUCUCUUUGUUGCCAAAUCUAAUGAUCUUUUAAAAAUCUUCAUCUUUUUUGACCUUUGUGAAUCCUUUGGCACUUUCAGUCAUCCCCCUUCUCCUGGAUACUCUCUCCCUUUUUGGUUUUUAUGACACUGCUUUCUUCUGGUUCCUCUUACCUGCCUGAACACUUCUCAGUUGCCUUUUCUGGAUCUUCAUCCAAGUAUCAGUCACAAAACCUGGAAGCUCCACAAGGAUGUGUUCUGGACCUCUUUUAUUCUCCGUUUAUACUUUCAUUGGCCAGGAUAGAGGAUGGGGGAGAUCUUUAUUGAUCAAAAAAAUGUAUUUUAUUUUUUACUCUUCCUCUGAAGUAUGCCUCUCCCCUACUUCACUUUAUUUUUCCCUGUUUCUUUGUCCCAUUCAAAUAAGAGUAAGGGUCACUGUCCUUUCCUCCCACUCCCUUUUUUAAUACUCUUUUCACAUACCCCAAUUAUGAGAAAUAAGUUCCACCCCUUCUUUCUACACUAAAGUAUUCUUUUUUUAUUCUCCCUUCUCUUAUUCCCUCAGAAUAAGACCAGUCUAAUCCCAGGUUCUUUUUUCUUAUCUAACUUCCUCAAUACUGUGAAGGCAUUAAGGUAUUCAAAGACACUUGGUAGUUCUAACAUUUUAAUAAGGGGAAGGGGGAAAAAAUCUUCAUAUAAUUCCUUGUAAUUGCUUAAAGAAAUUUACCUUUUUGGGUUUCUCUUGACUCUUGUGUUUACAUUUUUAAGUUGUCACUUCGACUCUGAUCUGUUCAUCAGAAAUGUUUGGAAGAAUUCUUUUCUAUUAAAGCUUUACUUUUCCCUCUAUUGGAUUAUACAAUUAUGCAGAAUAAGUUACUUUUGCUUGUAAAUUUAUAUCUUUUGCCUUUUGGAAUAUGUCUUUUCUUAUUUUUAGUAGAAGUUCCUGAGUCUUAUGUGAUCCUGACUAAUACUGGAUUUUUUUCUGUAUGCAAGUAGUAUUUUUCCUUUCAUGUGGAACUUUGGGAUUUUAUCUUUGAUAUUCCUGGGACUUUUCUUUUUUCUGUUUCCUUAAGGAGGAGACUGAUAUGUUCUUUCCAUAUUUCACUCUGUUCUCUGAUUAUAAUAGAUCUGGUCAGUGUUCAUUUAUGAUUUCUUGAAAUGAAAUAUUUAGGUUUCUUUUUUUAAUAAUGGUUUUGAUUUUCUUAUUUUUUUUCAGCCUAUUUUGCCCAAAUAUUUCUUGCUAUAGAUAUUAAUUUCUGUUUGUACUGUCUAUUACUUGAAUAAAGUUUAUCAUUUUUAUUUCCUAAGUUA